Scatophagus argus is the source of this 2448-nucleotide messenger RNA. RefSeq names its product B-cell receptor CD22-like. The record is from RefSeq and is a predicted model, not a curated record. The transcript is spliced from 10 exons. NCBI's taxonomy places the organism in Eukaryota, Metazoa, Chordata, Actinopteri, Scatophagidae. The coding region runs from base 356 to 1651 and encodes 431 amino acids.
CACACACACACACCUACCUCAGAGAAACUCAUCUCCUGACCAUCUUUGGUUGAAGUAUCAGUUAAAUCCUGAACGUUUGAAAUACAGUGUUGAACUUAACGACAUCAAUUUCUGCCAUAAAACCUUUUUUUUUUUUCUAAAAGCAAUAGUGGAUUGUCAACAGAGGUGGGAUAAGUUGACUGUAAAUUGAUGGUCCUGGAAUUAAUCAAGGAAGCUGCGCCUACAGUAUGUGAAGAAGAAGCAGAUGACGAAGAGAAAAUAACCAUUCGUGUAUUUUGAGUAGAGACGCAUUCCUACUGCUCCAAGAAAAGAAAAACAACAACUUUGGUGAUUUGACUUGGUUUUAGCUGGAAACAUGCACACUGAACAAAGAAACUUGACAUGGACACUGAUGCCACUGUUUCUGGCUGGUAUUCUCUGUAGUACAUUGAAAGUGGAAUACCAACAGCAACAUAUCUGUGCAGUGAAAGGCUCGUCUGUCGUCGUUCCUUGUUCAUUUCACCUCUCUGACAACUUGACUGUGAAGAGGGUCAUGUGGGGUCAUGUAAAGUCUCAUCACUUCAAGGGUCAUUUCAUAUCUGGCAGCAAUUUGAGAAGAGUCGCCUCUCGAUUUCAGUACGUUGGUGACAAACAGCGCAAUUGUUCAUUAAAAAUAAACCAAGUGGAUUGUGAUGAUGCAGGAAAAUAUGCUGUCCGAUUUAUUAUAAAUAAGAGAAAAAGUCUCUGGCCUCAUAACGUUAGCCCAACAUUAAAGGUUGUUGAUUUGUACAUUUUGGUGACAAAAUCCAAUGAGAAUGGAACAAUAAAGGAGGGCAACUCCAUGAAUCUGACCUGCAUGAACGGCUGUGAUGGCGACCAUCUCUACUCUGCUUUCACCUGGUCAAAGAACGGAAAACCUAUAAACCAAGGACCUGUGCUUCAUUUAAGCAACAUGUCCUCCACAAACUCUGGAAACUACACUUGUUCUCUAAACACACACACGGGAACUACUUCGGCAGCCAUAAAUAUUGAUGUUGAAUAUGGCCCUAAGAACACAUCAGUGUCUGUCACACCAUCGAUGGAGGUGGAUGUCGGCAGCAGCGUCACCCUGAUCUGCAGCAGCCAUGCAAACCCUCCAGUGGAGAAUUAUACUUGGUUUAAAAUAGAUGGUAAUGACAUUGUGGAUGUGGGACACCAGCCUGUGUUGUUCUCUGAUGAUGGAGGCCAGUAUUUAUGCAGCGCCAGCAACAAACACGGAAGUCAAAACUCCUCUGUUGUGACUGUGAAGAUUAAACCAUACUGGGCAACAUUUACCAGAGACGUACUUGUCAUUUCUACUAGUGCUGUGCUUCUGAUUGUCACCGCCAUUGUUGUCAUCAGUAGACUCAACAUGAAGCGUGUGUGGACACCAAAGGUUGACUGUGGGGAGGACAUACUGACUGUGGUACUCCUGGCAGUUUCGCUCUUCACUUCUCCACCUUCCACUAAUACAGACAAUUGGCUCAUGUGUCAGAACAACCAGUCACAAGAUGAAAAUCAGUGUGAGGGGAGAACAACAGAACUUGUCUAUAUAACCGUCGACUUCAACUGCAAAAGAACGUCAAACAUGGAGCAGGAGAUGCACUCAGAUGAUGGUGAGGACGUGAUUUACAGCACAGUGUGCGGGAAGUGACCUUCAAACCCUUCAUAUGUGGAGCCUCCCUCAUUUGACAACAAACGCAUGCUGUUUUUCGGUAACAGGUGAACAAGCAUAAUGUUUUCAGUGUUUUUGUUUUUAUUUCCUUAGGUUUUGCAGAUUUAUGGGAUGUGCUUCACAUGCAUUGCAGUAAAAAUAAAUGUUGUAAUCCAGACAAGAAGAAAAAACUUGUUAUAAUUAUAACACAAAUGAAAAGACACCACCAAGAGUCAUAAAGGUGAUGCACAACUUGGCAUCAAAACACAAUGUAACAGGAAAUGUAGCUGAACAUGCUGGCCAGGGAACAAAUGUUUUGUUUAUUGUUUUCCCACCGUUGCAAUGAUUCUGUUGGCUGUGUGUAUGUAUGAGAAUUCAUAAGUUUUCUACAGUGUACACUUCACUGGAACAACUGUGAAUUUGAGACCCGACUGGUGCAUGUUCACAGGAUGAUCUUUCUUGUCUGUGCAUCCCUCUGUGUUACAGGAGGGUGGAAUCUGCUAGUAUCUAAAACUGGUGUUGAAUGACCCUCCAUAUAUCAAGGAUUCAUCAGAAGGAAAAACCUUGAAAAAGAUUUGUUUUUGUAUUUCUUGCAUCAUACCUCUGGGUCAAAUGUGUGUGAAUGUACAUGCACUCACUAGCUGCUUUCUGGUGCUCAGUGUUUUCAAAUCAUACGCACUCCUGUUUAAUUCUUGUGAAAGUUCUUUGGCUUUUUGUUGUCUUUGCAGUUCCCAACUGUAAACUUAUACUGUACAACUGUAACACGUUCAGUUAAUUAAAACCAACUGUUAAAUAUG